This is a messenger RNA of Cornus florida, 1586 nucleotides long. Its product is annotated as protein XRI1-like. Gene Ontology annotation, biological process: female meiotic nuclear division; male meiotic nuclear division. The record is from RefSeq and is a predicted model, not a curated record. The transcript is spliced from 9 exons. Bases 342 to 1241 code for a protein of 299 amino acids. NCBI's taxonomy places the organism in Eukaryota, Viridiplantae, Streptophyta, Magnoliopsida, Cornales, Cornaceae.
GUAACGGACUUGGAAGGGUCCACUGUGUUCUGUAAUGGUUUCCGAUAUUUCUGUGUCUAUAUAUAUACACAGUACUUACUAUAUUAAAUGCUUGUUGCUCAACAAAGAAAAGAAGAGAGAGAAAGUGUAGAGAGAGAGAGGGGGAGGAGUGAGAGUCGGCGCUUUCCUCCAUUGCACACAUCUCAAGCACCACUCUAAUUUAUAGAGCAUCUAUGUUUAUGGGUAUAUAUGUAUAUGGGCGUGAAAUUGAUCUCUUGUAACGGUUGUUUUUGAUGGUGUAGUGGAGGAGGAGAGGGUUGUGAUCCUCGUUUUCUGCUUUGGAGAUUGGGGAUAAUACCCAAAUGGAUUACAACAAUGACAAUGAGAUGUGGGAUUGGCAGGGAGAGGAUUAUUGUCUCCCGAAGGGUACAACUAAUCUUGACAUGUCUCAAUGCAUAUGGGAUGGAGUGAGCCAGAAUGGAGACCUUUCCUACAUAUUUGAUGAAACUACCCCGAUUAAGGAGUGUGGGGAUAUGGCUUACCAUGUUACUGACAGUGAAAACAUGAACAAGGAGUCAGGACAAUGCAGGGAAACUUCUUCACAAAUAAAGAGGCGCCGAAUGCUACAGUUUGACGACCAAAUCUUGGAUAUUCCCAUUUGCAAUGAGGAGAUGUCGUCCACGUUCUUAAAAUCAAAGGAGAGGGAUGAUUCAAUUGAAGGGGCUUUAUCUGAUAUGUCGCAGUGGGUUUCAGGGUUUGCAGAAGAGGUAUCUGCAUCUGGUUACAAGGGCCCGGAUCAGUCAUCUGAGGGGUGGCUGGAUUGCUUGAAUGAUGCUGAGAUGCAAUUCAGCCCUGAUGAUAUGAAUCUGUCUGAGGCAUCCGAUGUUCAAAUUGACAUUACAGAGUUCUGCAACAACACAACUGAAUAUGAUGCUAAUAUGGUCCAGGAACGUCCCUCUCGAACUCGACGAAAUGGCGUUUUUAAAGGUAGGAAGUCAUACAUUCGAACUCCCACAAAGUUGGCUUCUUCUGUUGCCUAUCCCUUUGCCUUCGUUAAACCAUGUGGUGUCCAUGGAGAUGUAACCUUAAAGGACAUAAACCAGAAGAUACGCACUCCACCACCAUCAACAUUGAAGCAAAGUAAAGAAGAUCCAUCUUCUUUUCCCACGUCAGCAUUUUCUGGGAAGCCUGUCGUUGGUAAAACUAAAAUUCGCACCGAAGGAGGAAAAGGCUGCAUCACAAUCAUGAGAACAAAAGGCUGAGUAGAUUAGUGCCCCUUAAAUUUUCCUUUUUGUUGCUUUGCUCCAUUACUUUUGAGGUCGAGUUUCUAUGUAUCAUCCUGGGGCCACCUAAUAUAGAAGUUACUGCUUCAUUGUUAGGUCGGUGUUAUUCUUAGGAGUUUAUUGUUAAUCAUGUGAAAUGUUCAUAUUUCCUGGUGGUUUUCUAGGUAAGAAAUACUUGUUGUUUUGUUGGGACUGAUUCAGAAAUACCUGAUUCCAAUGAGGACCUUGCGUCUGAGAGAUCCUCCUACCUUCUUUUGUCUUUAGAAAAACUUUGUUAAUGCUUUUGCCUAAUUUCUUUAAUGCAAAGCCUGUGUUUUAUUGGUA